This is a messenger RNA of Micromonas commoda, 344 nucleotides long. RefSeq lists its product with no specific name. The record is from RefSeq and is a predicted model, not a curated record. The transcript has a single exon. Gene Ontology annotation, cellular component: cytoplasm. Gene Ontology annotation, molecular function: nucleoside triphosphate diphosphatase activity. The annotation marks the transcript as partial. Lineage: Eukaryota; Viridiplantae; Chlorophyta; Mamiellophyceae; Mamiellales; Mamiellaceae. Gene Ontology annotation, biological process: nucleoside triphosphate catabolic process.
AUGAGUCUUCAAGCUGGUUGUGCAAGCUUCGAGGUUGACGGGAUAGAUCUCGCGCUUCACGAGAUCCAGGCCGACACGGUGCUCGAAGUUGCGCUCGCCAAGGCCAAGUCAGCGCACGAAAUACUUCAGAGGCCGCUGCUCAUACACGACUGUGGCUUAUGCUGCGCGGCGCUGAAGGAUGCGCCGGGACCUUAUACAAAGUACUUCAACUUCACAGUGGGCACGGCAGGGUUGCUGGCGCUGAUGCGAGAUCAUCAGGACAGACGCGCGGGCUGGGACGAUGCCAUCGUUUACAUAGAUGCGAGUGGACACGCUCACAGCUUCAGCAGCCUAGACCGAUAUGG